AUAACACUGCUGCAGAUGGAGCACAACUUUGACAUUAUGAACCAUGCAUGUCGGGCCUUAACAUAUAUGAUGGAAGCACUUCCCAGGUCAUCUGCUGUAGUGGUAGAUGCAAUUCCUGUCUUCUUGGAAAAGCUGCAAGUUAUUCAGUGCAUUGAUGUGGCAGAGCAGGCGCUUACAGCCCUGGAGAUGUUGUCACGGAGGCAUAGUAAAGCCAUUCUGCAGGCAGGUGGGUUGGCAGACUGUUUGUUGUAUCUGGAAUUCUUCAGUAUAAAUGCACAGAGGAAUGCACUAGCUAUUGCUGCCAACUGCUGCCAGAGUAUUACACCUGAUGAGUUUCACUUUGUGGCAGACUCUUUGCCACUGCUUACACAAAGGUUAACCCAUCAGGACAAGAAGUCUGUUGAAAGCACUUGUCUCUGUUUUGCACGGCUAGUGGACAACUUCCAGCAUGAAGAGAACUUGCUCCAGCAGGUUGCUUCCAAGGACUUGUUAACAAAUAUCCAGCAGCUCUUGGUAGUGACGCCUCCUAUCCUGAGCUCAGGAAUGUUCAUCAUGGUGGUGCGCAUGUUUUCCUUAAUGUGCUCCAAUUGUCCUACGCUUGCAGUCCAACUUAUGAAGCAAAACAUUGCAGAAACACUUCACUUCCUCCUUUGUGGAGCCUCGAAUGGGAGUUGUCAAGAGCAAAUUGACCUUGUUCCACGAAGUCCUCAAGAACUUUAUGAGCUUACUUCUCUUAUCUGUGAACUGAUGCCUUGCCUGCCAAAAGAGGGAAUCUUCGCUGUUGAUACCAUGCUAAAGAAAGGAAAUGCGCAAAAUACAGAUGGUGCAAUAUGGCAGUGGCGAGAUGACAGGGGUCUCUGGCAUCCCUAUAACAGGAUUGAUAGUCGAAUAAUAGAGGCAGCUCAUCAGGUUGGUGAGGAUGAGAUAAGCCUGUCUACACUUGGGCGUGUCUAUACUAUUGAUUUUAACUCUAUGCAGCAAAUAAAUGAGGAUACUGGAACAGCACGUGCCAUUCAGCGGAAACCAAACCCUUUAGCCAAUACAAACACUAGUGGACAUUCAGAAUUGAAGAAGGAUGAUGCUCGAGCACAACUAAUGAAAGAGGACCCAGAACUGGCAAAAUCCUUUAUCAAAACAUUGUUUGGUGUUCUGUAUGAAGUAUAUAGUUCUUCAGCUGGACCUGCUGUUAGACACAAGUGCCUUAGAGCAAUUCUUAGGAUAAUUUAUUUUGCUGAUGCUGAACUUCUGAAGGAUGUGCUGAAAAACCAUGCUGUUUCAAGUCAUAUUGCCUCCAUGCUGUCAAGUCAAGACCUUAAGAUAGUAGUUGGAGCCCUGCAGAUGGCAGAGAUCUUAAUGCAAAAGUUACCUGACAUUUUUAGUGUUUACUUCAGAAGAGAAGGGGUGAUGCACCAAGUGAAAAACUUAGCAGAGUCUGAGGCUUUGCUAACAAGCCCACCAAAAGUAUGCACUAAUGGAUCAGGAACGCUGGCUACCACUACAAUAACUACUGGAACAGCCACUGCUGCCAGUAAUGCAGCUGCCGAUUUGGGCUCUCCCAGCUUACAGCACAGCCGGGAGGAUUCUUUGGAUCUGAGCCCACAGGGACGACUGAGCGAUGUUCUAAAGAGAAAAAGACUGCCAAAACGAGGGCCAAGGAGACCAAAAUACUCUCCUCCAAGAGAUGAUGACAAAGUAGACAAUCAAGCUAAAAGCCCCACAACUACUCAAUCGCCUAAAUCUUCCUUCUUGGCAAGUUUAAAUCCUAAAACAUGGGGAAGAUUAAGCACACAGUCCAACAGUAAUAGUAUUGAACCAGCACGAACAGCAGGAGUAAGUGGUCUUGCAAGGGCUGCUUCCAAGGAUACCAUUUCCAAUAACAGAGAAAAAAUUAAGGGCUGGAUUAAGGAGCAAGCCCAUAAAUUUGUAGAACGUUAUUUUAGUUCUGAAAACAUGGAUGGAAGCAAUCCUGCACUAAAUGUAUUACAGAGACUUUGCACUGCAACUGAACAACUCAACCUCCAGGUGGAUGGUGGAAUAGAGUGCCUUGUAGAAAUCCGUAGCAUUGUCUCGGAGUCUGACGUCUCCUCCUUUGAAAUCCAGCAUAGCGGGUUUGUUAAACAACUGCUGCUUUAUUUGACAUCUAAAAGUGAGAAAGAUGCUGUAAGCAGGGAUAUCAGAUUGAAAAGAUUUCUUCAUGUAUUUUUUUCUUCUCCACUUCCUGGAGAAGAACCCCUUGGAAGAUUAGAGCCAUUAGAAAAUGCACCUUUGCUGGCAUUAGUCCAUAAAAUGAACAAUUGCCUCAGUCAGAUGGAACAGUUUCCUGUCAAAGUGCAUGACUUCCCUAGUGGAAAUGGAACAGGGAGCAGAGGAUCCCAAGCUUUAAAAUUCUUCAAUACACACCAAUUAAAAUGCCAACUGCAAAGACAUCCAGACUGUGCUAAUGUGAAACAGUGGAAAGGUGGACCUGUGAAGAUUGAUCCUCUGGCUUUGGUACAAGCCAUUGAAAGAUACCUUGUAGUUAGAGGCUAUGGAAGAGUUAGAGAAGAUGAUGAGGAUAGUGAUGAUGAUGGGUCAGAUGAAGAAAUAGAUGAAUCUUUGGCUGCUCAAUUCUUAAAUUCAGGGAAUGUGAGACAUAGACUGCAAUUUUACAUUGGAGAUCACUUGCUGCCAUACAAUAUGACUGUGUAUCAAGCAGUUAGGCAGUACAGUUUGCAAGCUGAGGAGGAGAGGGAGUCUACAGAUGAUGAAAGCAACCCAUUAGGAAGAGCUGGGAUUUGGACAAAAACGCAUACUAUUUGGUACAAACCUGUGCGAGAGGAUGAAGAUGGUAAUAAGGACUGUGUUGGUGGUAAAAGAGGAAGAGCACAAACUGCUCCCACAAAAACCUCCCCUAGAAAUUCUAAAAAGCACGAUGAAUUGUGGCAUG
Molecule: messenger RNA, 2926 nt
Organism: Pelecanus crispus (Dalmatian pelican)
Lineage: Eukaryota; Metazoa; Chordata; Aves; Pelecaniformes; Pelecanidae
Source: RefSeq, a predicted model, not a curated record